Pectinophora gossypiella (pink bollworm) is the source of this 5787-nucleotide messenger RNA. RefSeq lists its product as uncharacterized. The transcript is spliced from 2 exons. Gene Ontology annotation, biological process: DNA integration. Bases 1921 to 5736 code for a protein of 1271 amino acids. The record is from RefSeq and is a predicted model, not a curated record. Gene Ontology annotation, molecular function: nucleic acid binding. NCBI's taxonomy places the organism in Eukaryota, Metazoa, Arthropoda, Insecta, Lepidoptera, Gelechiidae.
CGACGACCGCGAGACGCGGGUUGAGGCGCGGGGAGGGAGCGGCGCGGGAGCCGCUCGCCCCAUUCAGCUACGACAAACGUUCGCGCACACAACGUCAUAAUUGUACUUACUUAAAGUAAAUUACCUAAAGUAAACCAGUAAUCAUCAUAAACCUCGCAUUAUUUUAUUUUCUUGCCUUAAUAUCUUUAACAAGAAAUUGGCGACCAGACGAAGACUUAAAUCUGCAAAAAAUCGGAUAUUUACUGAUACAAAAUCCAGUUCGGACGAGUGAGUGCGUGGCACACAUUGCAGCGCGCAUCGGACUUUGCGCCGAGAACAAAGGAAAGGACUACCUUUGGAAUUCUAAACGGUGAAAGUGCAGUGCUUCGACGAGUCAGCGGCUCCCAGGGAAGUACUAGUGCCCAUCCUUUUUUCUAUCCUUCCUUUAUCCAUCGAUUUGCGUACUUGCGGGUUUUGAUUUGCAAAUUGCAUUAGAUUAGCUUUAAAUAAGUGCUAUUUACAUAAAUAAAAUUUGCAUAAAUAACAAUUGUUCGCACAAAUUAGCUACUUUCAUAAUCAUAAUAAAGUGCUAUUCCUGGUGAUAUUGCGUUUGAUAGCUAUGAGCACGUUAUUAGCCUAAAAUUGCACAUAAAACAUAAAAUACCGACUGUUUACGUUCUAAAAUCACUGGCUUCUUACAAUAAAUUAAUAAUUUCACUUAUUUAACUACAACUCAAGCGAGAUAUUUGGCAUAUUCUGCUUAAUCUAAUAGGAUUUACGUACGUGUUACAUAAUUACUUACAUUUCCAGUGUUUACUGCCGUUUAUUUCAUCUAAUUUCUCAUAAAUCAUAAAUAAAUUAAUCGUAAAAUCUCUUCAUUUAAAAUAAUAUUUCUUCGCGUAACCUAAAAGUUGCUGUUGCUUAACAUAUUGGCCGACUAUUCCAGGGAGUACCUACGGCGCAUCGUCGCCGGCUGGCAGGUCACCGCGUGACCUUGUUGACCUUCAUAACUCACGCCGCGCGCCAUCGCCGCUUCUCCGCUGGGAACUCAUACGCUGUUGCUGCGCUGGAACUUCGACUUUGUAACUGGUUUGAUGCACAUUUUUGUUUUGCUUGGUUGAUUAUUGGCCCUUAAAUUGGUUAACUUACGAUCAUAAUGAGUGAGGAUACAAAGGAGUUUAAGGACCUUGUUAAACAAAGAGGGUCUAUUAGGGGUCGCUUAACCAUUUUUUCUAAUCACCUAGCAACAUUAAAACAAAUCUCAAUAGAACAAAUUACUGAUUCACAAAUAAAAGAAUUGACCCUACGUCUUGAAAGAGUGGAGGAAUUGUUUAGUGAUUUUGAAAAAUGCCAAAUUCGACUAGAAUUAAUGUGUACAACUCUUGAUGAGCAACUUACGGAAAGGGAUCAAACUGAAAGGUUAUUUUAUUCUUCUAUAGGUAAUGCUCGGUCUUUAAUUGAUUCUUUUGCUGUUAAAAACAAGAAUGCUCACGUAGAUGAGGGCAAGUGUAGUUCUGUUGGAAAUGAUAACUUAAACGUUAAAUUACCUAUUAUUAAACUACCCACAUUUGACGGCAAUUAUUUUUUGUGGUUGGAAUUUCAUGACACCUUCGAGUCACUGAUACAUAAUAAUGAGUCAGUGCCAGAUAUAAACAAAUUCCAUUACCUAAGAUCCUCAUUAUCAGGGAGCGCUGCUUUAGUCAUUAGGUCUAUUGAAUUUACUGCAAGGAACUACCAGGUAGCAUGGGAUUUGUUAUGUCAACGAUACAAUAAUAAAAAAAUCUUAAUCAACAACCACUUAAAAGCGUUGUUCAAAAUUGAACCUAUUACUAGGGAGUCCAUCGAUCGAUACGCUACCUAAUCGAUACAGUAACUAAAAACCUACGCGCAUUAACCACUCUGGGGCAGCCAGUCGAUCAAUGGGAUACUCUUAUUAUAUACAUGAUUUCUUCAAAGUUGGAUUCGGUUACUAAUGGCAAAUGGGAAGAACAUAAAAAUACUUUAUCCGAUUUGCCGCUUUUAAGCGAAUUUAUCGAUUUUUUACGAAAUAGAGCGGAUAUAUUGGAGACUAUGCAGGCAAACAGAAGUGACAAACCUGAAUAUAAGGUUGGAAUUCAUAAUAAUAAAGACAAUAAGGGUGAUCAUAAAACUUCAUCAUUUCCUCAUAACAAUCAUCAAAAUAAAUUUACAAAAAGUUUUGUCACUUCUGCUAAAUCAAAACCUGAACGGUUAUUGUCAUGUCCUUUUUGCAGUCAGCCACAUAGAAUUAUUGAUUGUGAAUCUUUCCGUGGUUUGUCUCCUGAAGCUAGGUUGAGUGAGGUCUUAAAGUUAAACCUUUGCACAAACUGCUUGAGGAGGGGUCAUCACGCUUCAGUUUGUUUACUCGGCUCAUGCAGAUUGUGCGAUGAAAAACAUAAUACAAUGUUACAUAAAAAUAAAAAUGAUAAAAUUCCUGAUAAUACAUCACCUUCCGUGUCAAUGUCAGUGCGUUCUUCCGGACAGGUUCUGCUUGGCACCGCGUUAGUGAAGAUCAUUAAUCCUAAAAAUAAUAAUACUUACCAUGCUCGUGCGUUGCUUGACGCGGGCAGUCAAUCCUCCUUUAUGACAGAAAACCUAAGCCAUAAACUUGGCAUUGCUAAUCGUAAUUCCGAACCCAUCAUGAUAUCGGGCAUAAACAACGUGCAAGUCCCUAUCUCAGUCACUGGUGACGUUAGAAUCUGUUCUAUAAAUGAAUCAUUUAACACUAAUCUAAAAUGCUUGGUUGUACCUGAAAUCACUGGUCAGUUGCCUAAUCACUACUUUGAUGUUUCUAAACUAAACAUACCUAAACAUUAUAACAUGGCUGAUCCCAACUUCAGUCGCCCUUCUGACAUUGAUAUUUUGCUGGGGGCAGAUAUAUUUUAUGAUGUCUUAAAUGCACAAAAAGUGCCUCUUGGUCCUAAUCUGCCUAUUCUUCAGGGCACUAAGCUUGGCUGGAUUGUAGUUGGUCCCUUAGGAACUCGUGAUAAACCAUCUGCCUCGUACUGUCAUUUUACAAAGGAAAUCAGUGAGAAUUUAACAAGGUUUUGGAAACUUGAAGAAAUUUCUUCAACGUCAUCUAAGAUGUCCACUGAAGAGGAAUAUUGUGAAGAUCACUUUCUUAAAAAUACUUACCGGGAUAAUAAUGGUAGAUUUUCAGUCUUAAUGCCACUUAAGGAACCUGAAACUUCUCUGGGUGAUUCUUACAGAAUGGCAGAGAAGCGAUUUUAUAAUCUUGAGAAAAAAUUAGACAAGAACCUUGAUCUUAAAAAUCAGUAUCAUAAUUUCAUUAAAGAGUAUGAGUCCCUUGGACAUUUAUCUAAGACAAAAAAACCUAAUUUUGGAUAUUAUAUGCCACACCACGCAGUCAUCCGCGAAGGUAGUGAAACAACUAAGCUUAGAACAGUCUUUGACGCGUCUGCUAAAACUACAUCAUUAAAAUCCCUAAAUGACAUUCAAUACACUGGUCCAGUCGUUCAGGAUGAGCUGUUUGAUAUCCUACUUAGAUUCCGGCAACAUAGGUACGUACUAACUGGCGAUAUUCAAAAAAUGUACCGUCAAAUCCUGAUAGAUGAGUCACAACGUCACUUGCAAUUGAUUUUAUGGAGAUACAAUAAGUAUGAACCUCUUCAAGUUUAUAAGCUUAAUACUGUGACUUAUGGUACAGCCUCAGCACCUUACCUGAGUACACGCUGUCUGCUACAGUUGGCCCUGGAAUGUCCCGACAAGUCGAUUGCAAAUGUGAUUAGGCAUGACUUUUAUAUGGACGAUAUGCUAACUGGAGCAGACAGUGAUGUUGAGUUAGCUCAUGUUUUGAAUCAAGUAACAUCUGUACUUAAUUCUGCGUGCCUACCAUUGCAUAAAUACCGCACAAAUUGCCCUCACAUUUUUAAUGAUGAAACCAUGACGGAAUCUCUUAACUUAAAUAAACAAUCAAGCGUAUUAGGCUUGGGAUGGACGCCUGACACUGACACGUUGAACUUUUCUAUAAAUAUAAAUAAAAACACAGACAAAAUCACUAAAAGAGUUAUUUUGUCUAAUACGUGCAAAAUUUUCGACCCAUUAGGCUUACUUAGCCCAUGUACAGUCACCUUAAAAAUAUUACUUCAAAAAUUAUGGCAAUUAAAACUAGGAUGGGACGAAGUCGUUCCCAAUGAUAUAAACAAAAUUUGGAAUAAAAUGAUCACUGACCUUGAGCUAUUACUUUCAGUAUCGGUUCCCCGACACGCGCUCUGCGUGGCACCUACUGUCUGCGAGCUACAUUGCUUCGUAGACGCAUCAAAGGACGCCUACGCAGCGUGUGCGUACUUACGCACAGUGAAUCAAACUAAUCAAAUGUCUCCUUUUCUCGACAGUGAAGGCGUGCUGAGAGUAGGUGGUCGGCUCAAUAACACGAACUUUAACUUUAAUAAAAAACAUCCAGCCUUAUUGGAUGGAAAACAUUAUUUCACAAGAUUGCUGAUGAGAGCCGAACAUCUGCGCUUGCUGCAUGCAGGCCCUCAACUGCUCCUAGCAACGUUUAGGGAUCAGUUUUGGCCUCUCGGGGGGAGGACGCUUGCACGUAAAGUAACUAGAGAAUGCGUAAUUUGUACUCGAUUUAGAGGCCAAACUAUGGAGCCGUUGAUGGGACACCUGCCUGAGGACAGGGUGACUCAAAAUUAUCCAUUUCAAGUUUCUGGUAUGGAUUUCGCCGGACCACUCCUAAUAUCCAGUAAAAAAGGCCGCGGUAAUCGUAUAUCAAAAUGUUAUUUAUGCCUGUUCAUUUGUUUUUGUACAAAGGCGAUCCAUUUAGAAAUAGUAAGCGACUUAAGUACAAACGCUUUCAUUUCUUGUCUUCGAAGGUUUAUUUCUAGAAGGGGAAAACCUGAUAAAUUAUAUUGUGACAAUGCCACAAAUUUUGUUGGGGCCAAUAAUGAAUUGGGCAGGGCGUUACUAUCAAGCCUGAAGUCAGUGUAUGAGUUCGCAGCGGAGGAGGGCAUUAAGUUUAAUUUUAAUCCCCCGUACUCUCCCACAUUCGGUGGUUUAUGGGAGGCCGGCAUAAAGAGCGCAAAAUAUCACAUGAAACGCAUAGUAGGAAAUGCUAGUCUAACCUACGAGGAGCUGAGCACGCUUUGUACGCAAAUCGAAGCUGUCCUCAACUCCCGACCCUUAACUCCCAUGUCACCCGACUCACACGACCUUUCUCCCUUGACCCCAGGGCAUUUUCUCGUCGGACGGCCGCUAACAUCACUGCCGUCACCUCCAAUGGCUACUACGAAGAAGCUGACAUCCAGAUACCAGCUAAUCGAAGCUUUACGAGAGCACUUUUGGAUAAGAUGGCAUAAUGAAUAUCUAUCCGAACUACAAAAGAGAACCAAAUGGCGAUCUCCUUACACAAGCCUUAAAGAAGGAUCGAUGGUGGUUUUUAAGGAAAAUAAUGUACCGCCUAUGAAGUGGAGACUGGGAAGACUUCACAGACAUUACCCAGGCAAGGACGGGGUCGCGCGCGUUGCUGAUUUCGUGACGUACAGAGGAAUCGAGCGACGAGCUCUGAAUAAAGUAUGCCCCCUGAUGUUAGAAGAGGAUAUGUUGGAGAAAGCCUCGACUUCAACCAUUCCCGUGGUUUCUUCGGCUUCCCCCAAGGCCCCCCAGGAUGUCUACGACGACCGCGAGACGCGGGUUGAGGCGCGGGGAGGGAGCGGCGCGGGAGCCGCUCGCCCCAUUCAGCUACGACAAACGUUCGCGCACACAACGUCAUAAUUGUACUUACUUAAAGUAAAUUACCUAAAGUAAACCAGUAAUCAUCAUAAA